AACGGGUUUGCCCUCCCAUAAUUAGGCAAAUACCCCACAAACGCUCCACUAACUUUCCCCUUUAAAACCUUCUCCUCCCCCACCCCAACCUCCUCCUCCAACACCCUUCGCUUCCCUGUCUUCCUCCUUCGCCAUGGUUCUCUCUCGCGCCCAAUCGGAGUCGUCGGACUCCUCAGUCCACUCCACCUUCGCCUCCCGCUACGUCCGCACCUCUCUUCCCAGAUUUCGGAUGCUGGAUGAAUCGAUACCGAAGGAGGCGGCUUACCAGAUCAUUAAUGAUGAGUUGAUGCUUGAUGGGAACCCUAGAUUGAACUUGGCGUCGUUCGUGACGACGUGGAUGGAGCCGGAGUGCGACAAGCUCAUCAUGGCCUCUAUUAACAAGAACUAUGUCGACAUGGAUGAGUAUCCAGUCACCACUGAGCUCCAGAAUCGAUGUGUCAACAUCAUCGCUCACCUCUUCAACGCCCCCCUCGCUGACUCCGAGGCUGCGAUCGGCGUCGGGACUGUCGGCUCAUCGGAAGCCAUAAUGCUCGCCGGACUCGCCUUCAAGAGGCGGUGGCAAAACAAGAUGAGAGCUCAAGGGAAGCCAUGUGACAAGCCAAAUAUCGUCACAGGUGCCAAUGUUCAGGUAUGCUGGGAGAAAUUUGCCAGAUAUUUUGAGGUUGAACUGAAGGAAGUGAAGCUGAGAGAUGGAUACUAUGUGAUGGAUCCUGAGAAGGCCGUUGAAUUAGUGGACGAGAAUACAAUAUGUGUUGCUGCCAUUUUGGGCUCUACUCUCAACGGAGAGUUUGAAGAUGUUAAGCUCCUGAACGAUCUCCUCAUAAAGAAGAACAAGGAGACUGGAUGGGAUACACCAAUACAUGUGGACGCGGCCAGUGGGGGGUUUAUAGCGCCGUUCCUGUACCCGGAGCUGGAGUGGGACUUCAGGCUUCCUCUUGUUAAGAGUAUUAACGUGAGCGGGCAUAAAUAUGGACUCGUCUACGCUGGCAUCGGCUGGGUUAUUUGGAGGAGCAAGGAAGACCUUCCAGAAGAACUUAUCUUCCACAUCAACUAUCUGGGCGCUGAUCAGCCCACGUUCACUCUCAAUUUCUCCAAAGGAUCAAGCCAGGUCAUUGCACAAUACUAUCAACUAAUUCGCCUGGGAUUCGAGGGGUACAGGAACAUAAUGGAGAACUGCCAGGAAAACGCCACCGUUCUGAAAACCGGCCUAGAAAGUACCGGCCGGUUCACCAUCGUCUCCAAGGACCGGGGUGUCCCGCUCGUUGCCUUCUCCCUCAAAGACCGGAGCCGACACGACGAGUUCGAGGUCUCCGACUACCUCCGCCGGUUCGGUUGGAUCGUGCCGGCCUACACGAUGCCGCCCGAUGCCCAGCACGUGACGGUUCUCCGCGUCGUCAUCCGCGAAGAUUUCAGCCGCACGCUUGCCGAGCGCCUCGUCUUCGAUAUCCAGAAGGUUCUGCAAGAGCUCGACGCUCUGCCGUCCAAGUUCCUCGUGGUCGCAGCCGGCGAUAAUGGGGCUGCGGAGAAGGCGGUUAAGGCGGUUAAAGCCGGAGAUAGUGACAGCGUGAUUUUGGUGAAGAAGGCGGAGGUAGAGACGCAGAGGAAGGUUGCUGAAGCUUGGAGGAAGUUUGUUAUUGCGCAUAAGACCAAUGGGGUUUGCUGAUUGGUGGGUAAGCAAAAAGUUUGGGUUUUGAGAGUAGUGUAAUGAGUUUGAACCUACUCUGCUAUAUAUAAAUUACACGGGACAGUCUAAAUUUGCGUCAGGAGAGUUUUGCUUCAGAUAUAUUUACUGAUUUAUUAUUAGCGUGCGCUAAACUUCAAAUGUGGAUCGUCUGGCUUUUAAAAUUCUAUUUUAGUUUCUGUUUUGCUAAAUUU
This is a messenger RNA of Dendrobium catenatum, 1875 nucleotides long. Its product is annotated as glutamate decarboxylase-like. The transcript has 7 exons. NCBI's taxonomy places the organism in Eukaryota, Viridiplantae, Streptophyta, Magnoliopsida, Asparagales, Orchidaceae. Gene Ontology annotation, cellular component: cytosol. The record is from RefSeq and is a predicted model, not a curated record. Gene Ontology annotation, biological process: L-glutamate catabolic process. Gene Ontology annotation, molecular function: pyridoxal phosphate binding; glutamate decarboxylase activity. Bases 134 to 1663 code for a protein of 509 amino acids.